Molecule: messenger RNA, 1570 nt
Organism: Thunnus maccoyii (southern bluefin tuna)
Lineage: Eukaryota; Metazoa; Chordata; Actinopteri; Scombriformes; Scombridae
Gene: nit2
Product: nitrilase family, member 2
Exons: 10
Coding region: 81-941 (286 amino acids)
Biological process (GO): L-glutamine metabolic process; oxaloacetate metabolic process
Cellular component (GO): mitochondrion
Molecular function (GO): omega-amidase activity
Source: RefSeq, a predicted model, not a curated record
CUGAAAACCGGACAACCAACCGGAAUCACGCGCCGUCUGCUUUGCACUUUGUGACAGCCAAACAACACUGUCUUGCAUUCAUGUCUACUUUAGCAAAAGCAAUGGCUAAGUUCCGUCUGGCUGUGGUGCAGCUACAGGUGACGAGCGUCAAGGCGGACAACCUGAGCCGGGCCCGGAGGCUGGUCCAAGAGGCGGCAGGACAGGGCAGCAAAGUGGUGCUGCUGCCGGAAUGCUUCAAUUCUCCGUAUGGAACCGGCUUCUUCUCUACGUAUGCUGAGAGGAUCCCAGGAGAAUCCACCCAGGUGUUGUCAGAGGCAGCAAAGGAGAAUAAAGUGUAUCUAGUGGGAGGAUCCAUCCCUGAGGAGGACGGUGGGAAGUUGUAUAACAGCUGUACAGUGUUCGGGCCUGAUGGAGAGCUGAUUCUGAAGCACAGGAAGAUUCACCUCUUUGACAUCGACGUUCCCGGGAAAAUCCGCUUCCAAGAGUCGGAGACGCUGAGCCCAGGCAACAGUCUGUCAGUGUUUGAAACACCGUUCUGUAAAGUGGGUGUGGGGAUUUGCUACGAUAUGAGGUUUGCAGAGCUCGCACAGCUCUACAGCAGGAAAGGCUGUCAGCUGCUGGUUUACCCCGGAGCCUUCAACAUGACCACUGGUCCGGCCCACUGGGAGCUGCUGCAGAGGGGGAGGGCGAUUGAUAACCAAGUAUACGUGGCCACAGCAUCACCUGCCAGAGAUGAAACUGCCUCUUAUGUGGCCUGGGGUCACAGCACUGUUGUAAACCCAUGGGGUGAAGUUAUCUCCAAGGCUGGAGCAGAGGAGGCCAUUAUUUACGCUGAUAUUGACUUGCAGUACUUAGCCGACAUCCGGCAGCAGAUUCCGAUCACAGUUCAGCGUCGGGACGACCUCUACACGGUGACGUCUGUGCAGGGAGGAUCAAGCUGAACUCUGUUUACUGAGAGAGAGACGAGGUGUCGAUACGAACACGUCAGAACAUCCUUCUGAUACGACGUCGUCUUCUCUUCCUGCACCAGAAGCACCAGACUCUUAAUUGUGGAAACGAGAGUCAGAAGUCACUAAAUGACUGAUGCCAACAUGCAUGGAGCACUAACUGCUCACUUCAUGCGGAGAAUGGAACAGUGAUUGCAUCUGUGUAAUGUCUGGUGCUGAAACGAUUAGUCGAUCAAUAGAAAAUUGCAGACAGUUUUGGUGAAGAAUGAACUGUUUAGUCAUUUCUGGUUACAGCUUGUCUAAUGUGAAAAUGUACGUUUUAUUUAGUCUGUUUCAGAUUAUUGGUAAAUGAACCUUUGCUUUGCCAAAAAAAGAUGCUAAUAUCAAAAAAGCAAAACUGUUCUUAUUGAAAUCAUAUUCAUUGCAGUAAAGACUAAUAAUUAUUUUGUCUUUUUUUGGUCUGUCAUCCAUUUUUUUUAUCUCAUUGAAGAUUUAAUUUAUUUCAAAUAUUCAAAAAAAUUCUAUCCAUCUAUGUCACAUUUUCUGUCCUGAUGGAAAAACUCUAACAGAUCUGCACAAAGUGAAAUAAAACAGAAAGUGAAAUAAAACAGUUGCAAGACUUG